Labrus mixtus (cuckoo wrasse) is the source of this 2191-nucleotide messenger RNA. Its product is annotated as hydroxylysine kinase-like. The record is from RefSeq and is a predicted model, not a curated record. Gene Ontology annotation, molecular function: amino acid kinase activity. The coding region runs from base 68 to 1180 and encodes 370 amino acids. The transcript is spliced from 4 exons. NCBI's taxonomy places the organism in Eukaryota, Metazoa, Chordata, Actinopteri, Labriformes, Labridae.
GAGAUUUUAUAUUUUGUAGGCCUGGGACUACAUUUUUGUCUUUGGUUAGGUGACCUAUAAAAAGAUUAUGUUAAAUUGUCUUGUCAUUCUUCCCUUGUGUGCAGAUAAUGACUCACCUGUCAAUCCAAGGCCUGAAUUCAGCCUGCAGAAAGCUACUAAACUAGCACUGCAGCAUUAUGGAGUCACUGUUAAAGAGAUCUCCACCCUGCCUAGUUAUAUGGACCAGAACUUCCUGGUGAUGGAUGAACCAGGUACCAAGUACGUCCUGAAGAUCAUGAACUCAGAGGAGAGUAAGAACACCACCCUGCUGGGGCUGCAGACCCUCGCCAUGUCCUUUCUACGCUGCCAUGGAAUUCCUGCUCAGACUGCUAUUCCCACGACAACGGGGCAGCUCAUGACUAUGGCGGAAACAGACUGUGGACAUGGUGCUCAGACCUACUGUGUGAGGUUGAUGACUUAUCGCCCUGGAAAAACCAUUACACAAUCUCCAGUCAAAACGCAGGAUCUUUAUCAUGUUGGCAAGUUGGUGGCCACCAUUGAUAAGACAUUGCAACAGCUGGUGUCUCCUAACCUGGAUGUCUUAGAAAGAGAUGGGAUACUUUGGAGCUUGUCUAAUAUUCCUCUCCUGGAGGGUUACCUGUCAGUGAUGGAUGGAGAUCCCCUGCAGGAAGUUGUCAAAGCAGUCAUAGAACAGUACAAAUCACAUGUGCAGCCCAAAAUCAACGCCUUCCAAAAAGGAAUAAUACAUGGGGACUUGAGUGACCAGAACCUUCUUGUCACACCUGUUGACAGCGGGCUUCAUGAGGUGUCAGGCGUCCUGGACUUUUCUCUGCUCAUGAACGGAUGCUACGUGUUUGAACUGGCUAUAACAAUCAUGUACUUGAUGCUGGAGAACCCACAUCCUUUGGAUGUAGGUGGAGCAGUGUUAGCAGGCUGGGAGAGCAUCAUGCCGCUCAACAAUAAUGAAAAGGAUUCCCUCUUCCUUCUGGUGCUCGGCCGCCUCUGCCAGUCUCUGGUUUAUGGAAGGUAUAACGCCAAAAAAUACCCAGACAACAAGGAAUAUCUCCUGACUACGGCCAAAAGUGGGACUCGGCUUGUCACUAAACUCUGGAAGCUGGGCAAGACAGAAGUGGAGAGGAAAUGGUUCACAGACGCCAGCACAUUCUCAGUCAGUCAAUAAGAUACAAAUUUUCAUAAAGUGAAAGAUAGUAAAGAUUUUUUUCACAAAGCAUCUCUCAAUUUUAACAAAUUCAUUUGCUGUGGAAAGCUGUGAAAGCUAAAAAUAAAACUGAAAGAUGAACACUAGAUGGAGACAUCCUCCCACUCAUGCCUUAUUCUGCACCUAUCCCCUUUAGUCAAUCAAUAAUUCACCCUCACGUUCAGGCCUCAAGACCUUUAAAUCCUUACCAAAUUCAACCUGAAUUGUUUUAGAUAGUCAUGUGAGAUUUAGAGGAAUCUCUGUGUAGUUGUAAAAAAAAGUAUGUGAAACAAAGCUUACAUCCUUUAAAAUUGGAAUAGAAAGUAAACACCUCCAUGGGACAUUAACCACAACCGGGCUCAACAGUAUGAGACGAUAUAAGGAGAACACACAUAGCCAGCAAAGUUAUGCAAUUUAUUUCAAUGAAGUUAUGAAGUUACAAGGUGUUAAGCUUGUGAGGAAGUUAGUAUGUAUGCAGUUUUGAGUGUGUGAAUGCAUAUGAAUCUAACACAAAAUGCAAACAAAAAGCUGGAGGCAGUCUGUAGGCCAGUGAAGAGAGUGAGAAGACUGAGCAGGUCUGCCUUAUGGCCUCCUGAAACCAGCCUCAGACUAAAUGACUGAUUUAAAAAAAGGGACGUGAUACCGAUCGCUAUAGGCAAACAUUAAGAAAAGACAAAUGUAGUUAAAGACACAAAAUAGCAUUAAAAGAACAAUGGAGUUAAAAUUCUAGUAAAAUCUGGAUAGGCUCUGAAAUAACAACAAUGUUUAAGAUAGGACUUAAACAUAAACAUGGACUCCCCUCAAGUUUUCAGCCAGAGAAAAAACCUCUACCAGAGUAUUGACAUAUACUCAUCAGCAGCAGGAGCUCUGUGGUCACGUGAGGUCAGGUUUUUUUUGUUUCAAAUAAAAUACCUGGAACCUAAAUGUACGACUGUAAACAAGAGUGUGAUGCUUGAAGUAAAAUACACAACUACCAAUUAAAUAUUAAAAUAU